AUGGGAAUAAUCUGCAGCUCUAAAAGACGAAUUAAAUUUAAACAUUCUCUGUUAAGUCCAGAAGAGAGGUAUAAGAUUGAGAAUUCCUUACCAAGAGCAUAUCGUCAAAUAAUUAAAUAAAAAUAUGAGGAAUUUGGAUAAACAAUAGGUUUAACUUUUGAAGAAUUUUGUUAAAUUAUACCAUUAAAUUAAUAAGGUAAGAUUUAUCCAUAAAUAAGGGUACUUUUUGAAAAGAAUUUUUAAUUUUUUUGAUUAAUAAAAGAGGAAUAGAAUUAAUCUUGAAGAAAUGUAUUUAGUUGUUAGCAAAAUGUACAAUCCACUUACUUAAGUGGAAAUAUUAUUUGAAAUUUACGAUUUAGAUAAUGAUAGAUAAUGGAGUAAAAAAGAAUUCAAUAAAUUUAUAAGGGAGAAUUUAAAUUUGUUAAAAGCCUAAUCUUAACAAUAAAUUCAACCAUUAAACUAAAACUAAUUUUAUGAAUGGGCACAAGAGCAUUUAAAUUUAGUUGAUUUAUAAAACGGUUUAAAAUGUCUUUUUGUAUCUAACAAUAAGAAAGAAAUUGCUAGAGAAAUAUUAUAAAAAGUAGAUGAAAUUAUCUCAUAAGAUUAAAGUGUAAAAAUGUUUAUAAUAAGUGCAAAAUGGUUGAAUAAAUUAAAAUGCUAUGUAGGACUAAACUAAGAAUAGUAAUUCGUAUUUUUAACAUAGACCUUAACAAAAUCUUGAAGAAUUAAGUGAGAGUUAAAAUGAACCAGGAAAAAUAGAUAAUAGCGAUAUUUCAGGAGAAAAUGAAGGAGAAUUAAGACAAGGAUUAAAGGAUGAGGAUUAUAAUAUUGUUCCUCAUAAGGUUUGGCAAAAUUUAAUUGAUUUAUUUAGUAUUACAGAUCAAAAACUUAUCUAUAAGAGAAGUUUUGAAAAUAUUCAUAACAAACUUGAUUCAGAGUUAUAUCCAAAAAUAAUGUUAGGAAUUUAAGUAGAAGAGGUUAAUAAUAAUUUAAAAUUAGAAAAUUUAUAUGAUAAAAGCUAAAUGCUAAAAAUGAAUACUGAUUCUACUAUGCACGACAUAAGAAAAAAACUAUUUAAGAGAUUUAAUAUUCAAACUUCAAAUGGAAAAGAAUUUCUUCUAUAUUAUAGAACAUCUAAAGAUUAAAUUUGGAAGUUAGUUACUGAUUUAGAUGAUGCUAUUUAAAAUCUUCCAUCAAGAACAUUAUUCACUAUGACAAAACUUAAAAUGAGUCCUCCAAUCAACUAGACUAAUUUAUAAUUAACACAAAAUUCUUUAUAAAAUGUUGGUGAUGUUUAAAAAAAAGAUAUUAUUUAUACAGGUAUAUAGAAUGAAGGACAGAUUUGUUAUAUGAAUGCUGUAUUACAAUGUUUAGCAGAAACUCCCUUUUUGAGUAAUUUUCUCUAUAAUUCAAAUUUACAAAAAAUUAUAACUUAAAAAAAUUAACUUGUGAAGUAAAAAAAUUGUUAACCACCAAAAAUUACUUUAAUAGAGGAAUUGUCUCGCUUAGUUAAAAAGUUAUAGGACGGAGAGUAAUAACAUAUUUCUAUAGAAAGUUUUAUUGAAGCUGUAACUUAAAAUAUUUUAGAUUCUCGUAAAUAGCCUAUAUAUCCAUUAUAUGAAACUGCAGAUUCAAAUGAAUUUUUAAAAGAUUUAUUAGAACAUAUUUCAAGCGAAUUAAAAAGAUCUGAAAAAGAAAAAAAUACUAUUAUUGAUACACUUUUCCAAGGAAUAAAAAAAACAAAAACUUUUUGUUAAUAAUGUGGAUAUGUAAAAGAGGAAGAGGAAAAAAUAAAUAUUUUAAAUUUGAAUGUUUUAGAAAUGAAAGAUGAGUGUAGAUUAUAACUCAUGUUUUUUUAAAAAUAUAAACUCUAUGAAACAAAAGAUUAAUCUAAAGAAAUCGAAUUAAAGAAAAAAAGAAUUACUCUUAAAAGUAAUCAAACAAUUAAACAAUUAUAAGAAGAAAUUUCUAAAAUCACUAAUCUCAAUAAAAAUGAAUACGAAAUUGCAUUUAAAAAAUAAGGCUCAAAAGGAGCCUUAUUUACAAUUUCUGAAAAUCAUUAUUAAUCGGAAAUAUACAAAUUGGGUAUCACUAGUAAAAAAACAAUAUAUGUUUAUGAAUUAGGAAAUUAAGAUCAAGCAAAAAGAGAAUUUAUUGAAAUUUCCUAAAUCUUCAAUUAUCCAACUUCAAAUUUUUAAUUGAAUGAUAUAGUAAAUUUUAAAUCAAAGGAUAAUCUAUGGAAAGAAGGGUAUAUAGUAGAUAUUUUAGAAAAUUAGUACGAAAUUUUAGAUAUUUCUUAAAAUUAAAAAUAUAGAAUUAAUAAUCAAGAUAUCUCGUAAUUUAGAAAAAAUGUUUAAUAUUAGUAGAAUACAAUGAAAAUUGAAGUUUAUAAUUACUUUAAUUAAUCAAAAUAUUAUUAAAUUAAAUAGAUAUUAUAACCGAUGAUCAUUUAAAUUCCAAUCAAAUCAAUUACAUUUCAGGAAUUAAAGGUCUACAUCUAUAAAUAAAUAUAAAGAUUCAUUAAUAUUGUAAAAUAUUAUUAAUUUUAGGACGAAUUUAAAGUUAAACCGAAGUUUAAUAGUACUAAAGGAUAGGAAGAAGAAGUUAAGAAAUUUUUUAACUAACCUGAAUUUCCUUAUAGAAUUUAACUUGUUGAUAAAGACAAUAAAUGCUUAAAUUGCAAAAAGCCAUUAACUUUUGUAGAUAAAAUUUAAACUAAUUGUAAGUGUGAAGUUGAUCCUAUUCUACUAAAAUUUGAUAAUGCUAAUAAACCAAAAGUAAUUUUAGUAUGGAAUUAAACUUAAAAAUAUUUAAAAUAAUUAAAAAUAAAAUCAGAUUAUGAUUUCAAAUUAGAAGAUUAUCUAAAAUAAUACACAAACAUCUAUGAAUUAAAAAAAAAUUGUGGAAAUUGUAAAAUCCCUUUGUUUGAUUUAACUUUUUUAUUUGUAGCACCAAUCAUUUUGGUUAUUUUUUUACCAAAGCUAACAAAUACUGUGGUACAUUUUGAAAUAAAAUCUUAAAAUAUUAAGGAUUGUCGAAAUGGAAUAGAAGAUGUUUUAUAUAACCUUUAUGCUGUCAUAAAUUUAAAAUAAUAGAAUGACCAUCGAAAAUAGACUAUUUUACGACAUUACAAUGCUUUUGUAAAAAAAUAAGAUGAAUGGAUUGAAUUUAAUGAUUCCUAAAUCAAAAAGAUAGAUUUACAUAAGAUAACAUCUAAGAACGCAUGUUUACUAUUUUAUAUAAAAUAAGACAUUAAAGAUGAUAUCAAAUUUUAAAUUUAAGAUUUUUUUUGA
Paramecium sonneborni is the source of this 3293-nucleotide messenger RNA. The record is from the annotation of a GenBank genome assembly. NCBI's taxonomy places the organism in Eukaryota, Ciliophora, Oligohymenophorea, Peniculida, Parameciidae.